Molecule: messenger RNA, 3422 nt
Organism: Meira miltonrushii
Lineage: Eukaryota; Fungi; Basidiomycota; Exobasidiomycetes; Exobasidiales; Brachybasidiaceae
Exons: 2
Coding region: 145-3078 (977 amino acids)
Source: RefSeq, a predicted model, not a curated record
ACCGAUUAUCAUCAUUACAAUCACCAUCAUCAUCAUCACCUUCAAACAAUAAUCAACUCUAUAUGCGACCUUGAUCACAUUCAAACAGGCAUCCGGUAUCACCAGACAGUCUAGUUUCUGCUCUUCUUUCUCCUGCUGGUCACCAUGAUGGAAGGCGUGGCAAAGAGGGCGAUCGAAUUGAUCGGCAGUGCGAAUGAGAAGCAUGUAGAUUUUCCUGCUUCAAUCUUGACUGGCUUGCAAUCCUCUUCUGGUGCUUCUGCUCAAAGUCUUUCGGAAUUGGAUAAAUUCAUUCAUGGCUUAUUUGCAUUUGAUCUCCCAAAGAACUUUUUCAUUCAAAUGGCAGUAGCAGGUGCUUGUAUUGCAACAUUGGUCCUGGUUGGUUUGGCAACAAUAUACUCCCGUGUAACACAAAGAGCAUUUUGGAUUUUCAAAGCAACAAGGAGAUCAGAAGGUAUUUAUUUGGUUCCGAAUGCGUUAAAUACGUUUUUGUUGUUUGAAGGUGUUUUUGCUGCGCUAUGGCUUGCAUUCAUCAUCAUUCAAUACGAAGGCUACUGGAGACAAGUGGAUGAAAUACAAAAGCAUAUUGCCACAUUCAAUCUUAUCAUUUGGUGGCCACUUUGGAUCGGCGCUUUCAUGGCAGGAUGGGGUUCGUUUUACACUGCACCUGGUGCAUUGGAUAAAGGUCCUUUACGCUCCAAUGGCCUAGGAAAAUUCCUUCCGAGACCGCUGGUGAUUAACAUCUUCUGCAUCGGUACACCUUUGAUCUUGAUAAUCUCUCUUAUCCCGCUCAUCGUAUUGACACAACAUCACUUAAACGACGCUUUUGGCGCUUACAAAAUCUUUCGUGCGCAAAUUGCUUCCGCAAUCGCAUCAGCAGGUUCCAAUCCCAUUGCUGCCUCUCCAGAACAAUCCUUGCAAUUUUUAUCAACGGCUAAUACUAUCUGGGACAUGCAAGUCAAGACAGGUUAUUAUAUGGCAAUCGGUUAUGCUAUUUGGCCGGUAUGGGCAGCCAUCUUUCUCAUCUUUUAUAUGCCAGCAGGUGGAUAUCUCGUUUACCUUGUUUGGGGUCAAUUGCGUCGUCAAAAGUCACUCUUGAUCGAAUUACGGGAGAAGUACAUCGAAGAAGAAGCGAUCGAAAGAAGAAAGCGUGAGCUGGCCAGGGAAGAUGGCUUAGGACCCGGAAAUCAAGUGUACAGAAGGUUGGGAACAAAUAGUACAGGAGGCGCAGUUGCAAUGCGACAAAUCAUAAGUCUGGGAGAGGAAAGUGCACCGCACGAUCCAACUUCAUCCCUUUUAUUUCAACCUCUCACUUCUUCACAGGAAAGAGCAACGACAAUCGCAGGUCCUGAAGCUGCACCUUCACCGCCCGUAACGCCAAGCACAGUUGUCCAAGGCCGUACACAGCUCUCACACAAUCAUCACAGCGAAUCGAACGAACAGAAGCGAUCGAAUAGCACCGAAGGUGAAGAAGGUCAAGACGUUUUCUUUCCUCCAAUGAAACCGGAAAUGCAAAGGCGAGCAGGAACGAAACGAUUGAGUAGUGUUGGAGGAACUCCUUACACACGAUACAAAUAUUUGAGAAGAUGUUUUAUCAAUUUGACCGUUUUGUACGCUGCAAUCGUUUUGGGAGCAGCACUUUACUUGGGCGUUUCAGCUUCUUUGGCUAGAUAUCUCUACAAGAGCUAUCAGAAAGGACCAGAGGAUUUGGCGCAUAUCGUUUAUUAUACCUGUGUUAUUGCAGCUUGGGGUGCAGUUGUCUUUGGUUCAGCUUGCAUUGCGGCCAUCAUGGCAAGAUUGAUCGAUCCGGCAAAUGGACCGAACUCUAGCAGCAGGAACGUUAGCGAUGAAAAGGGUGCAGGAGGUCAAGGUGGCUUUGCUCGUCGUGUAGUAGCGGCAAAUUCUCCAUUCACAAUCCGUAAAAAGCUUUCUCAUUCAUCUUCUUCACCUUUGCAAGAAAAGACGAGAACGUUACCUGCCGUACCGGAAAGUGUUGGUGCUACGGUAGACGAAUUGAUGACGGGAAUCUCUAUACCCGCUCCUGUUCAGCACACUCGCAGCAUCGGAGCCGCUUCUUCACGGUAUCCCAGAAGGAUGUCAUCACUUGAUGACGGUCAUCUUCCGGUGCCGCCACCAAUGCAAAAUCGGGCACUCAAGUUUGACAUGCAUCCACGACCAGAAAGAGGCUUGAUUCUUGAGCCUACUGCUGCUUCUUCUUUUGCUGAGCUAGGAGGCGAAGAGUCAAGCCUUUGGCCAGAAAAUUCCGGUAGAACGUCAACAUCUUCACGUUUCAAGCAACUCAAGCGUAAGAACAAUUUGAAAUCGAUCAAUACCACUCCAACCCUACCAUCCGAUUUCCCUUCUUCAGCAGUGGGAAGUAGUAAUAACUCAUCACAAAGAAGUCUACCUUCUCGUAGGAAAUAUUCGCUCACCGAACCAACUGCUGCACCUCCUCCGCCACCUGCAAAACCUUUGGCUCCAGCACGAACGCCACCACUCUCGCCGCAAUACAUGGCAUUGAUCAAGGAUGGCAAAAGAGGAAGAAGGGACGAUGGUUUGAACGAAUACAAACUCGAUGAUGAAGUAGCACCCGUUCCUCCAAGCAAGAUGGGUAUUGCUCGUUCUCGAGGUGAUUGGCAUGUGGAUCCCAGCUUUACGGGCUUACAGCAUCCAUUGAUGCAUGAAACAAGUACUUCUGCCCCUAUCACCAUGCCAGAUCCCCACAUGGCUUUGUUCUCCGGACUGAAGUUUGGUGCGAUUCCAGUACAAGGAGCCGAUGUUAGCGCUACCCAAAGUGAUGAAAGUGACAUUGAAACUCCCAUGGUGAACAAUUCUUUCUCUGCACACAGAAAAUUGCAAAGAGACAGCAAGCAAGACGUGCCUGCUCCCGUGACGAUCAGUAACAAAGCAUCACUCUCCACCGUACAAACAUCUCCUUCAGUUGCAGUCACGCCAAUCAUGACUCGAUCUUCAGGAUUGAAAUCGGGAGUGUCUCCGUUUGCAUCUCCAACGAUCGGCUUACCUCCUACUCCUACAUCUGCAACUGCAUUCACAACGUAUCACAACGCAGCCGGAGAGUGAUUCUCUAAACGGAUUGGAGAAGAAUGAGCUGGAUAGUAAUCCUCUCGCUUCACCGCGCAGACCAAGUUUACCCUUACCAGAACUUACCGCUGCCAAUGCUCCUCAACAUUCAGCACUUUAUGGCAGACGAAGAUCAGAAGCACCCAUAUCCACUGAUCGUAUGUCUGGCCUUUAUUUUUAGCUUUAUACAAUUUGCUAGAGCGCUUUCUACACUCGCAAAAUGCUGCAAACAUUCUUUUCUUUAUAAACUUACACACUUAUCGUUCUUAUACCUGAAAACAACAUCUUUUGUACUUUUAUCAUCAUUUCAAAUUCAACAAGGUCGUUCUGUGAAAUCAAAAGUU